Colletotrichum phormii is the source of this 1635-nucleotide messenger RNA. RefSeq lists its product as uncharacterized. The record is from RefSeq and is a predicted model, not a curated record. NCBI's taxonomy places the organism in Eukaryota, Fungi, Ascomycota, Sordariomycetes, Glomerellales, Glomerellaceae. The transcript has 2 exons. The coding region runs from base 479 to 1408 and encodes 309 amino acids.
ACUUUGCCUAUCUCUACCUCGCACGAGCCUAGUGUAAAGAGUUGCAGGCCAAAGGUUAUGUGCGGCUUGUGGUUCAGACUUCCCUUCACCUAAAACUGGCCACUCGGAUUUGACGCUUUUGUCAAACACCGUCACUUGAUCAACAGUCACCUCGACGCCCAGCUUCUAUGACCCCGCAUAAGGUAGGCUGACUUGCGACAAGACCCCCCGGUGGCUAGUCGAACCUAGUGGUCACUCGUUCGUGUGUCAGGUCACGGUUGACCACAUACCCUUACUUUGCAUUCAUUUUCCCUCGCGUAUCUUUUUCCUCUUUUCUUCCUUUUGCUUCAACUACUUAUACCGUGCUCCGUCUCCUCCAUAUUGUUGAAAAUCCGCCCGCUUGAAGUUCACCUCCAUCCCAUCCCUCCUCGAGCCUGGCGGCUGUGCAUAUUAGUGCCCAUGCGUAUCACCAUCUCGUAAGAACAAGAAAAGCCAAGCCAUGUCCGUCGCUAUCACCACAUCGUCGGCCUCAACCCUCCUCCAUGAAGAGCCAAUUGCCUCACCCAAUGCCUGCGGCGUGGGCCUGGACCUCGACCAGGCCUCCGUGAGCUGCGUCCUCAAGCAGGAAGCCAUCUCUGUCACCCUCAACGGCCCCGCCAUCUUCACCUUGUCCAUGACUCUGGCCCUCAUCAUCCACUUCUUCGAACCCAGGAUCGCCGAGACCCUCCUCGUCAUCGUUCCCAUCCUGCUCCUCGUACGGAACGACUACCACAACUUCCUCGGCCUCGGACCGGGCGGCACGCCGGCUACCUUCCAGGGCUACGUCCGGAUAGCCUGGCUGCGGCUCUGGGCCCUCCGAGACCCCUUCACGGCGCCCGAGGCGAAGCCAAACAUCCUCCCGAAGCGAGGCAUCCUCCGCCAGGAAGGUGACCUCACCCGCCUCCCAUACCGCCCCGGUCCCCGACCCCAGGUUGCCGGCAUCGCGCCGCAGAGGCAGCUGGAUCAGCACGGCACAGAACCGCACUACCACGCCCUCCGCAAGACGCUGCAGAAGCUCGCGUCCGCGAACCCGGCACGCUUCGGUACCGCGCGGUCCUGUCUCGAGAAGCACGGCCUGGGGCUCUUUGCGCGGCACCCCGUCAACGUCACGUGCAACGGCGAGGUCUGCCACGUCCACGACUCGGACCACAGCUUGCACAUGAACCUCCACCCCGAAGACAUUCGAGAGGUGCUGGCCAAGGGCUGGGGCCAGCGGCAUCCGUUGGCGUGGAAGGGGAAGUUGGUGAGGAUGCCCGUGCCGGAAGAGUUCGUCAUGGUAUAUGCUCCGCGAGAUGACCACGAGCUGAGGAUCGUGUGCAAGAUCAUUGAGGCGGCUAUAUGGUACGUCGUUUCCGAGAGAACAGACAUCCAAGUCGAGAGGGCCGCUUGAGAAUCUUUUCCUCUAUCACGAGAGAAAGACUCGAGCGGGUUUUACCCUACUCGCCGUUGAAAGUGCUUAUGAAAGAGACACACACACACACACGCACGCACGCAAACAGGCAAUCAAAAUUCAGGGGUUGGUCUUAUGAUUGGCACGAAAUUGAAAUUUGGCCUGGAGUUGGAGGAGUCUUGAUAGAUCAGAAACAAGUAGAUGAACCAAAAAAAAUACUGGACUCA